UUUCACUUCAGCUGAGGGUUUCCACCUUCCAGAUCUGUCAAAAUUAGCUCUAGUUCAAAAUUGAUCUAUUCACCAAUUCGUAGCAAUGACACAAUUUUGGUACUCCGCUAUUGUCGCUCUGUCUGUGGACUAUUUUCUGUUUAACUAACGAGAGGCACCCUUUAUAAUUAUGGAGUUCUAAAAAGAUGAUAGUGGAUUUUGGGGGGAAGGAUCCCCUUUCCCCUCUGAUUUAAUGGUUCUAUUUCUGGAUCAGAAGAGGCACUAGAGAGGAGGAUUGUGUGACUGAAGAUUAGGAGUGGGCCAAGAUGAGUGUGGCAUCUCCAGACUGCACUGUGAAAUGCCGCUCUCUCCAGCAUGCAGAUGAUGUGGUGGCAGCGCUAACGAGUGGCACAGAGGGGCAGCUGGUCACCUUCUUGUCCACUCACUGUCACAAUGCAGCCACAUUGCGGGACAACUUUGGUCGCACUGCCCUGCACAUGGCCGCUUCAUUAGGAAAGAAGGCACUGUUGGAGUGGCUGCUGGAGAGUAAGAGUGCAGAUCUUCUGGCAAAAGAUAAGGAGUCCGGCUGGACUGCACUGCAUCGCAGUGCCUUCUAUGGGCAAAUUCACUGUCUCAUCUCAUUAGUGAAGCACGGUGCCCUUCUUUCCACCCAAGACAAAGAGGGUUUCUCUGUAUUGGAUCUGACAAUGAAGGACCGCCCAGCACAUGUGGUGUUUAGAAACAGUGACCCAACAGAGGUAUACACUUGGGGCUACAACACAAAUUUCAGCCUUGGCCAUGGUAAUCAGGAGAGUCGGCAGCACCCUGAGCUCGUAGAUGUGUUUGCAAGGACAGGGGUUUACAUCAAGCAAGUGGUCCUAUGCAAGUUCCACACUGUGUUCCUAUCCCAGAAAGGCCAGGUCUUCACUUGUGGGCAUGGUCAAGGAGGUCGACUUGGCCACGGAGAUGAACAGACUUAUAUGGUUCCCCGGGUGGUGGAGGGUCUCAUGUCUCAUCAUUGCUCUCAGGUAGCAGCAGCCAAAGACCACACAGUGGUGCUGACAGAGGAAGGCUACGUUUACACUUUUGGCCUCAAUACAUUUCAUCAGCUGGGUCUGUCUCCACCUCCUGCUUCCGCCCAUGUCCCCAAACAGGUGUUUUCUAAAACACUGAAAGGGAGAACUGUGACUGGAGUUGCCGCUGGAAGGUUUCAUACUGUACUAUGGACAAGAGAGGCAGUCUAUACCAUGGGUCUUAAUGGCGGCCAAUCAGGUUAUCUGCUGGAUCCCAAUGGUGAGAAGUGUGUGACUGCUCCGCGGCAGGUCUCGGCACUUCACCACAAAGAUGUUAGCAUUGCCAUGGCAGCUGCCAGUGAUGGGGCAACAGUGGUUGUGACAGAGAAAGGAGAUGUUUACUUAUUGGCUGAAUACCAGUGCAAGAAACUGGCUUCCAGGCAACUAAACAUCAAGAAGGUGUUGGUUACUGGAGGCACUCUUGAUCAUAGAGUGGACUCACAGCUUCUACGGGAGACAGGAGGGGAGAAAGUUACCAUUUUAGCUUUGGACGAAGCAGGAAGGGUGUUUUGUUGGCGAUCCUUGGGCAGCUUGGUGAGACAGUGCCGCUGGGCCUACACACGGCAGGUUUUUAUGUCAGACAUUGCCCUCAGCAAGAACGGCCUGAUGUUUGUGACUCAUGAUGGGGAGGCCUUCAGCGGCUCUUGGGCUGGAGAGUAUAAGAAGUUUGAAGAGAAGAAAGAAAACUGUGUGGAGGUUUGUGGUCAAACAGGGACAUUCUAUGAGAAGAUCCGCUUGGAAAGGCUCCCUUUUGUACACCGAGCUGUAAGCGUCACAAUGGACUCUAAGGGCCGAAAUUAUGGAGUGCUUCAAGUUGACCCCAAAACAAGUUUGUAUGAGAUUCCCAGCUUCUCCCCAUCCUCCUUCCCUGAGCAUUUCCAGAGACUCCUGGAGGAGGCUGAUGAAACCGACAGCAUUCAUGACGUCACUCUUCAGGCCGGAAACCGAACUUUUCCUGCGCACAAAUACAUACUGUCCAUGCGCUCUGAGUUUUUCCAAAAGCUGUUUUCAGUAAACAACAGAGCAGUUGAUAUGGAGGAGCCUGAUAAAGAAAUAAGCAGAAGCGAAGAUGCUGUGGGCUGUGAUUUGAUCAUUUUUGAAAAGAGUGCCCCUGAAAUGCUGGAGUAUGCUCUGCACUUUAUUUAUACAGACUCCUGUGAGCUUCUGAUACACGGGGCUCGGCCACGGGUGCCAGAGGUCCACAAAGGACAAAACCAGGAUACAGAACAGAGCAGGCUUAUCAGCGGACUGCAGGACUUGGACUUGCGAGGCCGGUCAGCGUUUGAGGUCUAUAACUCCCUUACUUCAACAACCAAAAGAGAUGGUGACAAGACCAAGGCUAAAGGCCCAAAAGCGAACAAAAAGCCCAAAGGAAACAAAGCAGCAGUCAGUGAGAGCGGCUAUAACCCAGUGAAGACCUUGCAAGGGGUAGCGAAGAAGCUUGGGCUGGGAAGUUUAUCUGCACGACUGGAUGGAGUCAAAUAUGAUCAUGGGAAAAUUAACGUUGUGCAGAAGAAAACCAGCAGCAAAUUUAAGUUCAACCAGAGAAAAUGCUCUUAUCUGUGUGAUGUUACUCUAAAGUCUGAAGAUGGAAAAGAGUUUCCAUGCCACAAAAGUGUCCUCUGUGCAAGACUAGAGUACUUCAACAGUAUGCUUGGAAACCCCUGGAUUGAGGCAACAUCUUGCUCUGCUCUAGAAAUGCCAACAAGCUCGGAGAUCCUUCAGGUUAUUCUUGAAUACCUUUAUACAGAUGAAUCUCCGACCAUUAAAGAGUCUCUUAAUGUGGAGUUUGUGUGCAAUGUGCUGGUAGUGGCCGACCAGCUUCUCAUCACACGACUGAAGGAGAUGUGUGAAGUUGCCAUAACUGAAAAAUUAACUCUAAAGAAUGCUGCAGAGCUCCUGGAGUUUGCUGCUAUGUACAACGCAGAUCAGCUCAAACUCUCCUGCCUCCAGUUCAUUGUUCUUAACAUUGGUGCCCUCCUGGACUCAAAAGCCCUGGAUAUUCUCAGUGAUGAAGUGCUUGUAGAGCUCACUGCAGCCUACAGGCGGAUGAUACCAGCAAUGCAGAGAAGGAUCAUCACCCCGUACCCUGGAGCUCCUGAUCUCAGUUUGUGUGAAGAAGAUUUGGACUCCAUAUUCACCCUCAAACCUGAAACAGAAGGGGAUCAUUCUGGCAGAGAAAUAUUAUUGAAGAAGGCCAAAAUCAAGGCCAAAAAGAAACCAAGACGGCGUUUGGACAGUUCAGGCGGCUACACUCUCUCAGAUAUAAUUCAAAGUCCCCCAACUGCAGUGGUAACUCCAUGUUUUGUGAAGUGCCAAAAGGCCAACUCCAUAGAGUCUUUGCCAGAGUUACUCACUUCAGACUCUGAGGGCAGUUACAUGGGAGUGAGCAGCCCUCGAGAGAUUCAGUCCCCCAUCUUCCACGACAAGCCAGAGGAUGAAAAGUUAUUUAGCCAAAAACUGAAAACCCCACCCAGCACUCCUAUUUCUCUGAAAAAUUGUUCUACUCCUCCCAACUCUGCUCCCCACCACAUCCCAAAAGUCAUUCCCAGUACACACAGCUCUCGCUGUACACCAGUUUUUGACCUGAGAACUAUCAUGGAUAUGGAAGCAAAUUCUCAGCAGAUUCUUGGAGCAACACCAAAGAGCCCAGGAAGCACUAAACAGUCUCCAGCCACCACAAAACUGUCCCAGAAACAGAGAAAGAUGUUGGCUCUGGCUAACAAGGAGCCCAUUGUGGAGCCAACAGCAUCCAAACCAACCCCUAUUGUUACUCCUUCAACAGCCAGUGGGAAAGCCUGGGCCACAGCAGUCCAGUCUCCUCCUUCUUCAAGCUCUUUCCGGGCGCUGCUGGAGGAGGAGGAGAAGAGGCUGACUCGACUGGGACAAGCUGGAGCUCAGAGGGGCCAGGCGGGUCACAUCUCUCCUGUGAACACCAGCUCUGCUCCAAAGAGGGUCACGUUCAAAUGUGCAGAUGGCAAUCAGACAGAAAAACCUACAGGGCCCUGGGUACUGCGGGCUGUGGGCAGCCCUCCCCCAUCCUCUGCAGUUGCCACGGUGACCUUUGCCUCCAUCGUGGAGGAAGAGCGGCAGCAGGAAGCUGCGUUGAUCCGCAGCCGAGAGAAGCCGCUGGCACUCAUCCAGAUUGAGGAGCGUGCCAUCCAAGAGCUUCUGCUUCAAUACAGGGCUCAGGACAACCCUGAUGAGCUGAUCGUAGUGGAGCGGGCUUCCAGAGGCCCUGUGGCUGUCCCCAUGUGGAACAAACACUGAGGCUGAAUCACCAUCAAAUUGAAUACCAUUACACAAAAUUAUUGGACAUUUUUUUUUUUUUAUGAAACAAAAACAGAAAAUGCUUGAUUGACAAGUAAAAACUGUCAACUAGGAGUACUUAGACAAACCAUCAUAAGAGAACAAACCAUCUGAUAAAUGAACAGACUCUGAACUUGUAUCACACGGACAAGGCAGCAUGAGUAGUUCAAGUAAAAUUAAAAUGUAUGCUUCUCUUAUGCGGUGUUCUUUGUAGCUGUGUGUGAACAAGGAAAAUAUAUUUUGAAAUCUCUGGAUUUUACUUAUGCAUGUUUAGCUUUUGUUGUAUUGCUGAAAACUGAAAAGCAACAUAAUGAAAAUUAAACAGUCCUUAAAAAUAUAGUUAAAUGUUGACAUAUUUUAGCUGCACUGGUCUGCAAGACCAGUGAACAUAAGCCAACCGAAGAUUGUCUCGUGUUCAUUUAAUUGGAUGUGAUAAACAAAGUGAUAGUGCCAAUGGUAUUCAAAAAGAAUGAAGUGAGCUCUUUACCAAGAAAGUAUCUUUAAUUUCUUUUAAUAGUAUUUUUUGUUUAUUUUCAUGAACUGAAUAUCUGCCCUGUUAGAGUAAUGCAGUGAAGAUUGUGCUUAAGGUUGAUUCUGGUUUAUUCUGAUACUUGUCACAUUUAUCCUUUUCUUUUCCCUCCCUUAGUUUUGUUCUCAUUUUAUGAAGCCAAUGUAAGCUUGAUAGGUACUUCAAAAUGGUACCAUUGCCAGUCAUGAGUGUGUGUGCAACAGAGAGAGCGAGAGAAACACAUAAAAAAGGCACAAUAAAAUUUCACCCAUGCAUUG
Molecule: messenger RNA, 5147 nt
Organism: Periophthalmus magnuspinnatus
Lineage: Eukaryota; Metazoa; Chordata; Actinopteri; Gobiiformes; Gobiidae
Gene: ibtk
Product: inhibitor of Bruton agammaglobulinemia tyrosine kinase
Exons: 30
Coding region: 306-4322 (1338 amino acids)
Biological process (GO): negative regulation of protein phosphorylation
Cellular component (GO): cytoplasm; nucleoplasm
Molecular function (GO): protein kinase binding; protein tyrosine kinase inhibitor activity
Source: RefSeq, a predicted model, not a curated record